Messenger RNA from Homarus americanus (American lobster), 802 nucleotides. RefSeq names its product homeobox protein six1-like. Gene Ontology annotation, biological process: regulation of transcription by RNA polymerase II. Lineage: Eukaryota; Metazoa; Arthropoda; Malacostraca; Decapoda; Nephropidae. Gene Ontology annotation, molecular function: DNA-binding transcription factor activity, RNA polymerase II-specific; RNA polymerase II cis-regulatory region sequence-specific DNA binding. Gene Ontology annotation, cellular component: nucleus; transcription regulator complex. The coding region runs from base 143 to 802 and encodes 219 amino acids. The record is from RefSeq and is a predicted model, not a curated record. The transcript has a single exon.
GUGAUCCCCUGGUGUGGUUAGGACGUGCGCCGCUGUGUGCUGUGCGCCUGACUGGCUGUGUAGUGACCACGACAAGUCUGCUCGGUCUGCUGGGGUGGGCGUAGUGGGUGUUGUAAACAUUAGUACCGUGGCGGAUUAUAUUAUGAUAGUGGGGUCUAUGAGCGAGGCGGGUGGACAUCCAGGGGCCCCACACCUGGGCCCGCCGACACUGCCGCCGCAGUCCUCGCUCUCCCCGCCCGCUGCAAUGCUCCCCUCCUUCGGCUUCACGCAGGAGCAGGUUGCCUGCGUCUGCGAGGUCCUUCAACAAAGUGGGAACAUCGAGAGGCUGGGCAGGUUCCUGUGGUCACUGCCUGCCUGCGAACACUUACACAAGAAUGAGUCCGUCCUCAAAGCUAAGGCUCUCGUGGCCUUCCACCGCGGCAACUUCAAAGACCUUUAUCGAAUUCUGGAAUCGCACAAUUUCUCAAUACAAAACCACGGAAAAUUACAGCAACUGUGGUUGAAGGCACACUACAUAGAGGCAGAGAAGCUCCGCGGGCGACCGCUUGGCGCCGUGGGCAAGUACCGCGUGCGGCGCAAGUUCCCUCUCCCGCGCACCAUCUGGGACGGAGAGGAGACCUCUUACUGCUUCAAGGAAAAGUCGCGGAACGUACUGCGGGAGUGGUACGCCCACAACCCUUAUCCAUCACCCAGGGAGAAGAGAGAGCUGGCCGAGGCCACAGGGCUCACCACAACCCAGGUCUCCAACUGGUUCAAAAACCGCCGACAACGGGACCGAGCUGCCGAACAGAAAGACGGGUAA